AUGACAAGCAAAAAUGAUAUUUUAAGAGUUGGUGUGAUUGGACCCGGCGGUGCAGGACGAGGGAACACACUCGGUUUCGCAACACGUCCCGACGCUGAAGUCGUCGCCGCUGUGGACACCCACGAAGCGAGUUUGGACGCUUUAGAAAGCGCGCUCCAAGAACAGGUAGACGGCUAUAAAGCAAAUAGUUUCAACCGCUACCUCGGUGAAUACGAGUUCGUGGAGAUGCUCAAUCACGAAGAUCUGGAUAUAGUUGGUGUAUUCUCGCCCCACUCCCUGCACGAUAUUCAUGUGAAAUACGCGCUCCGCGCCGGAUGUCACGUUAUCGUCGAAAAACCGAUGGCGAAUGUCGUUGGCGAUGCAAUCGCUGUAACCAAAAUUGCAAUGGGCAGUGGAUUACACCUUGUCGGUGGGUAUCAACGACAUUACGAGGAUACCUACAUGGCAGCCAGGCGCGCAAUCGCUGAAGGACGCAUCGGAAACCUCCAGAAAUUUGAAGUCUAUAUGGCACAGCGCUGGGGUGCGGGUGGAUGGCGAGGAAAUCCACGCUUCUCCGGCGGUGGACAGCCCAACGACUCAGGAAGCCACCUUCAAGAUAUAUUCUUAUGGAUGACGGGUGCCUUGCCCGCUGAGGUCUACGGAACGACUGACAUGAAAUUUGAGGACGACGAUGGAAACCUCGUUCCAAAGUUCGUUGAAAUUAAUUCCUACUCCGAUGUAACACUGGAUAACGGUGCCGAUGGCACAAUCACUAUCCUCGGCAACACGCGCGUCGGGUUUGAAGAAUGGGUAAUUCUGGAAGGGGAUGAAGGAACGAUCGAAAUCAAAAACGGUAUUCGUUACACUCCCAAAGGUGGCGAGUCAGAGCCACUUGCUUAUCCGCGUCCGGAAGGAUACCCCCGCAGCAAAGUCGACCAGCUCGUCGGUUUGGUGAAAGGUGAGUACCAGACGAACUAUACCUCUGGCAUCAACGGGAUACGCACCAGUUGGUUGACGAAUUCAAUCCUCGAAGCCGGUAAGGGUCCCGACGCGAAAAACAGAGUGAAUUGCGACAACCUCAUCCAGAAAGAGGGCUACACUCGGCAAGAGAAAGACUACCCCGGUGCGAUAGCGGCGUAUCAAAGUAUUGUGGAUGCCAAACCCGGCACACCCGAAGCACUUCAGGCACAACUCGCUAUAGGCAAACUUUUCAUCGAUCGGAUGAGUCAACCCGCAGAAGGCAUCAAAGCCCAUGAAGCACUCAUUGCCACUGCACCGGAAAGCGACGAAGCCGCUGAAGCAUAUUAUGAACUCGGCAUGCACUACUACCGACAAAAGGAUUUUAAAGCCUCCCAAACCCAAUUUGACGCGGUUGUUAAUAACUUCCCACAACUCGAAUUGAGCCACAACGCACAACUGAUGCUGGCGAAAAGUUUUGAAGAGGCAAACGAUUUUGAACAGGCGGUAGAGGUUUUCGAUAACUUCGCAAAUCGGAACCCUCGCAGUGAACGCGCCGCGCUGGCUAUUGCCAAUAAAGGGCGAAUCCAACGAGAGCACCUCAAAAACGAAGAGGAAGCGAAACGCACUUAUCAAACACUCGUUAAAAGAUAUGGGAAGGUCGAAGGUGCUGAAAAAGAGAUUGAGAAAGCAAAAGCGGAACUGACAGAUCUCAAAGGCAAGCAUUCCGGAGGCAGAUGA
Messenger RNA from Geodia barretti, 1677 nucleotides. NCBI's taxonomy places the organism in Eukaryota, Metazoa, Porifera, Demospongiae, Tetractinellida, Geodiidae. The record is from the annotation of a GenBank genome assembly.